CACAUCCCACUGGGAGAGCUGUUUUGUUCAUUACUUGUAUCUUAUCAAUGAUGCUUCAAGUGCCUCUCAUGACGUUUAAGACGUGUAAUUUCGUAUUUUUUACAUAAAGUGGUGAAACGUUGGCCAGAGGCUUUGUGCAUCGUGAUAGGAGUAUUGUAUUUUAUCAAUCAUCUUUUUAGAGCAAAAUCUAUACAAAAUGUCUCUGUAUCCAACUCUCGAAGACUUGAAGGUGGAUCAUAUGAUGAAGGCUCAACUACAAAUGGAGUCACAACAAAAUGUUCUACCUAUAUCGCAAGAACAAACAGAACCAUCUGCACCUGCGCACAAUACCCUUUCUAAUAUGUUAUAUCCUUCAUUAGGAGAAUAUAUGGGUUUGGAACUUACUGAAGAAAUGAUAGCACAAAAUAUGCCUGAAUAUUCUCGUGUUAAACGAAAUAUGAUGGUACGUACACCUUUAACCUCAGGUCCUUUAGCAGGUAUGGUUGCACCACUAUCUGGUCAGUCUUUAGGAUUACAGAGAGCACAAGUUACAAAUGGUAUAAGAGAAUUGAUAUUAUGCAAGGAUGAGGAUGGUAAAAUUGGUAUGAGAGUUAAUAAUGUAGAUAAUGGCAUUUUCGUAUGCCUAGUAAGUCAAAAUUCGCCUGCUGCACUUGCUGGAUUACGAUUUGGAGAUCAAGUUUUGAGUAUCAAUGAUGUCUCUGUUGCUGGAUAUACAAUGGAACAAGUUCACAAAAUGUUCAGAAACGCUGGAAUUAAUGGCAUUAAAGUAGUAGUAAGGGACAGACCAUUUGAACGCACAGUAACAAUGCACAAAGAUAGGAUAAAAUAUAUCGGAUUUCAGUUCAGAAACGGAAAGAUAGUCUCUUUAAUUAAAGAUUCUUCUGCUGCCAAAAAUGGACUUUUAACAAAUCAUCAAAUAUUAGAAGUUAACGGAAAGAAUGUUAUAGGGUUAAAAGACAAAGAAAUCACGGAAGAGAUUGGGAAAGGCGGGAAUAUAAUCACGUUGACGAUUAUUCCAUCGUAUAUUUUUGACCACAUGAUUAAAAAAAUGAACAGCAGCUUGUUAAAAACACAUAUGGACCAUUCUACGCCAGAUUUUUAAA
This is a messenger RNA of Bombus pascuorum, 1103 nucleotides long. Its product is annotated as syntenin-1-like. The record is from RefSeq and is a predicted model, not a curated record. NCBI's taxonomy places the organism in Eukaryota, Metazoa, Arthropoda, Insecta, Hymenoptera, Apidae. The transcript has 8 exons. Gene Ontology annotation, cellular component: plasma membrane; cytoplasm. The coding region runs from base 197 to 1102 and encodes 301 amino acids. Gene Ontology annotation, molecular function: protein binding.